AUGAAGUUACGCCAGCAAUUGACCCAAGGGUUGACGCUCGCCUACGUGUUCUCGCUGGCGUUCGUGCUUUGGAAAACGCUCGGGGUCGUCGCCAACUCCCACUCGCCCAUUGUCGUGGUAUUGUCGGGGUCAAUGGAACCGGCGUUUCAAAGAGGCGACAUCUUGUUCCUUUGGAACCGGUUCCAGGAGAAUAAGGUCGGGGACAUUGUCGUGUACGAAAUUGAAGGGAAACCCAUCCCCAUUGUCCAUCGGGUAUUGAGAGAACACAAGACGGCUGACGGCCAGAAACUAUUGACCAAAGGGGACAACAACCCUACUGACGACUUGCUGUUAUACGCCCGCAGACAACAGUACCUUGAUCACGACGCUGACCUUGUCGGUACCGUAUGGGGCUACGUGCCGUUUUUGGGCUACAUCACCAUUUUGAUCUCUGAGAAUAUCUACUUCAAGUACGGUUUGCUCGGGCUCAUGGGGUUGUCGGCGAUAUUACUGGGAGACCAAUAA
Diutina rugosa is the source of this 504-nucleotide messenger RNA. Its product is annotated as signal peptidase complex catalytic subunit. NCBI's taxonomy places the organism in Eukaryota, Fungi, Ascomycota, Pichiomycetes, Serinales, Debaryomycetaceae. Gene Ontology annotation, molecular function: serine-type endopeptidase activity. The transcript has a single exon. Gene Ontology annotation, cellular component: signal peptidase complex; membrane. The coding region runs from base 1 to 504 and encodes 167 amino acids. The record is from RefSeq and is a predicted model, not a curated record.